AUGACUGGUCUGAUAAAGUUGAUGUCAACAACGAAGUUCACUAAUGGGCAGCUGAAAUUUUUGAAGAGAACUCCAUUUUGGAUGAUGUUUGAUAUACUGAUAAACACAAAAAUUGAACUAUUAUCAUACAUGAAAUAUGAUGAUGUGAUAGCAAAGAUCAUAGAGACAUACAACCUUGCAUCAAAUUCUUUCGAAAUUGGUCCUAAAUUUCUCAAAUUGUCUACACAUGACAUCAAAUUAAUUUUUGGAGUAGACUGCGAAUCUAUGCCAAUGGAAACUUCAUAUGGUUCGAAGCCAACAUUUGGACUUAUCGAGUUUGUUAUCCAUGUUACAUUGAUUAUGUUGAGUCAUAUUAUCGAUAUUCCAACGUUGACAUUCGUGUUUCAAUAUUGGCUGUGUGUGCGUACCAAAAUAGUGGAACCAAUAUUGGAAAAUGCAGCAUCUCGAUUUCUCAAAUGGAAUCUAACAAAACUUCACAAGAAUGUGAAAAUUUUGUCUUUGUCGUCAAUCAAUGAUAAUGAGGUUUAUAAAGAGAAACUCAUACCGACAGACCAUGAAAGCACACUGUUCCUGCAUACAAUAAUUCGGGAUGGGGAGAAUCAAAAAGAUGCACCUCAGAGUAUUAUUCAUCAUGAAGUCAAAAUUGAGAAAGAAAUGGACAUGAGCAUACAAGAGGAUGACAUUGAUGAGACAUACAAUGUAGAGUUGGGCAAUCAACUACAAUUUCAGACUAAUGUGGAUCAUUACGUUAACAUUGUGGAAGAAAUGGGCAUGAGUUCUAACAUACCAGAGGAUGACAUUGAUGUGACAUAUGAUAGAGAAUUUGGCAAUGAAGCACAAUUUCAGAGCAAUGCACAUGAUAAAGCCAAUAUUGAGGAAGGUGCAGAGACUAUUGCAUAUUUACAUUUACUUCAAAGGAAUGAUCCUGAAAAGUUUGUGAACCCCGGAAUCGACCCUCCUAAGGGUGUUCUAUGUUAUGGUCCACCUGGUACCGGUAAGACACUUUUAGCUAGAGCUGUGGCUAAUAGAACUGAUGCGUGUUUCAUCCGUGUUAUUGGAAGUGAACUUGUUAAGAAAUAUGUUGGGGAGGGUGCCCGUCUGGUUCGUGAACUAUUUCAGAUGGCACGUUCCAAAAAAGCUUGUAUCGUGUUUUUUGAUGAACUAGAUGCCAUAGGAAGUGCACGUUUUGAUGAUGGUGUGGGUGGAGACAAUGAGGUUCAGGGCACUAUGCUUGAAAUUGUGAAUCAGCUUGAUGGAUUUGAUGCUCGAGGGAACAUCAAAGUUCUGAUGGCAACAAAUCGACCAGACACUCUAAACCCUUCUGUUACUAGUGGAUCCGUGGUUGGUGCUAUUUGAUUAUAUAGUCCAUCAAAUGUAUCAUCAUGACAGUUUCAGAUUUG
This is a messenger RNA of Camellia sinensis, 1400 nucleotides long. NCBI's taxonomy places the organism in Eukaryota, Viridiplantae, Streptophyta, Magnoliopsida, Ericales, Theaceae. The record is from RefSeq and is a predicted model, not a curated record.